AUGGCUCACGUCAGCUCUCGCAAGCGCUCCAAGAGCCGAAGCCGGUCCCGGGGCCGAGGGUCGGAAAAGAGAAGGAAGAAGAGCAGUAAGGACGCUCCGAGGAGCUGCUUGGCUUCUAGAUCCCAGGACCACAAGGCCAGCAACACCACCUGUGGGGCGGAGGAGAGAAGCAAGCCCAAGGCCCGGAGGAGACCACGAAGCAGCUCCUCCUCCUCUUCUUCCAGUUCUUCUAGCUCUUCUUCCUCCUCGUCCUCCUCCUCUUCCUCCAGUGACAGCCGGAAGAAGCGGGGGAAGCACAGGGACAAGAAGAGGAAGAAGAAGAAGAAGAGGAAAAGGAAGAAGAAGCUGAAGAAGAAAGGCAAGGAGAAGGCAAAGCUGCAGCAGGGUGAGGCUCUGCCGGGACCCUCACUGGACCAGUGGCACAGAUCAGCUGAGGAUGAAGAGGAUGGCCCAGUCCUGACGGAUGAACAGAAGUCCCGCAUCCAGGCCAUGAAGCCCAUGACCAAGGAGGAGUGGGAUGCUCGGCAGAGCAUCAUCCGCAAGGUGGUGGACCCAGAGACAGGACGCACCAGGCUCAUUAAGGGAGAUGGCGAGGUCUUAGAGGAAAUCGUGACUAAGGAACGACACAGAGAGAUCAACAAGAUGACAUCUGUUCACAGUGCUGGUGCUGGGGCCAGGCGGCCAGAGUGGGAGUCCUGGCCCAGAUUCCUAGCUACGUGCUCUGUAAAGCACAGAGGCUUUCAGCAUCCACCUCACUGGGUUGCUGUGAGGACGAACGGGGUUCGUGUCUAGGAAGGGGCUGGAAGGAGGCCCAGGGCAGGGUAAGGCUUGUGUAAUUGUAUCGCUAUUACGGCGAGUGUAGUGGGCGUUGUUUACUGGGAAGCACGCCCUCUCGCUGCCACAGCUUUAGCUCCAGGACAGGUGGGGCCCCCGUCCUAGGCCCCCAUCCCCAGCCGGUGUUCUGUGGUUGCUGGUGCAGUAAAGAGACCCAGAGGGAAGCCUUCCUGCUUCUUUAAUUGGUGUAACAGACAAUGACACUGUAUACAGAGCACACUCAGGCCCGAAGGUGCAGGGGUAGCAAGGGCGGAUGGGGCGAGUCAGGACACUGCUCACACAUGGCCCAGACAGAGACAGGAGGGGCCGAGGCUCGAAGACUGCAACGGGGCGGGUGGGCGGGCAGCUCAGACCGAGCUGGGAAAGUUGGGGGUGGGGUCUCUGCUGAAUCCCUCUUUAGAAAUCAAAGAGAAGGCAGGUGGUUGGAUCUGGGGUGGUGGGCUGAGGCUCAGUCCUGGGGUCGGGGUUGGGAGUGGGACUAAGGCUUCUACUCUAACAGGCCUGGGGUGGGGGUGGCAGUCAGCAAGGCCUGCCUCACCCUUUGGUUACGACUGGUCGGGCCUGAGCCCUGCAGCUCAGCACCCAACACUGUAAACAUUUUUGGUAUUUUUAAAGGACUCUGCCCUCCCUCUUAGUUUCUGAAAAACUGGUGCUUCUUUAAGAAGAGAAUGUGCCAAAAGGAAUCUUUAGGGAGGCAGGAAGCAGACCUGGAUAUAGAAGAGAGACGUCAACGGGGAGGGUGGGCUGCCCAUCUCACCAUCUAUGGCUAAGGGCCGCUGGGAGAGGCCCAGGGGACUAUUGCUGUUGUCCUUGGCAUGGCUGGCAGCUGGGCAGGCGGGCGGGGAGUGGGGAGCUUGGGAGAGCUGCCCGCUGGGAGCGGCCGGACCCACUGCCCACACGGCCUCCCCGGGCCAGCAGGCCGCCCAGCCUUUAUUGCAGGCGGGCCUGAGACUCUUCCAGGUGCUUCUCCGGAUGGCUGGUCACCGAGGCGGUAGGCAAGAUGGGGUGAGGUGGGACGAACAGAGGAGGAGGCACUGGCCACAGGGGCCCCCCGCCGGGCUGUGAUUGUCAGGCCAAGCAGUUUCCCCCCCGCGGGGAACAGAGGGGGGUCAGGUAUUGCACUUCCACUGCAACACUUACAUUAAAACUUGGUCCAUAAAAUAAUCAUUGCUUUAUACAUAACGCCUGAAACAAAACCAAAAAGCUACAUCUUAAAUAUGAACAAACCCUGAAGGUCCUCUCCCUCCAGAAAUUUUUCUCUGCACAAAAUAAAUAGCUCUCACUCUGUAUAGACCCACUUUCGUGGAACAUUUACAUGACCCUUUGGCUGUACAUAUCUACACACGGGAGAAUGUUAACA
Molecule: messenger RNA, 2194 nt
Organism: Mirounga angustirostris (Northern elephant seal)
Lineage: Eukaryota; Metazoa; Chordata; Mammalia; Carnivora; Phocidae
Gene: ARL6IP4
Product: ADP ribosylation factor like GTPase 6 interacting protein 4
Exons: 5
Coding region: 1-792 (263 amino acids)
Source: RefSeq, a predicted model, not a curated record